Molecule: messenger RNA, 1493 nt
Organism: Arabidopsis lyrata subsp. lyrata
Lineage: Eukaryota; Viridiplantae; Streptophyta; Magnoliopsida; Brassicales; Brassicaceae
Exons: 1
Coding region: 735-1370 (211 amino acids)
Source: RefSeq, a predicted model, not a curated record
AGGCGAAAAAGGAUUUGAGAGCUUCAUAGCCCAAAUCCGUAUAUUUAGAGAAGGAGUCAUGGGCCUGAUAUCUCAAAUAUACAACCUUCUAUGAGCUUACUUGCAUAAAUCUUUAAGAAUAGAUCCGUGUCACUCAAAGGUUAUGAGUAUAUAUGCAUAUGCAAUUUACAAUUCCAAUUUGUACCACAUAAAUGAUAAUUGAUUAAGAUCUAGAUGAUGGUGUGAUGCAUCUUUGAGGCGAAAGAAAUAGAAUCUUAUGACAUCGAUAUGAAAAAUCAAACCCUGAAUGGUAGACUAAAAUGGGCCGAUUAACACCGUUAGUUAAUCGAAUGGCCCAAAUUAAUGAUUGGUACAAAGUCAAAUAACUAUUGCCUGUUGUCUGUUGAACGUGGUGUUCUUCGUUUGUUCACGAGUGCAACAUCAUUUUUUCAAGUUCGCUAAUAAAAACUAAAGAUCUUUCUUUUGGUGAACUAAACUAAAGAACUUUAGAACUCCAAAUAGUAAGUCGUGUACCUUCACUUUCAAUCCAGAUUUGACUAUUAAUGAUCUUCUAACCGGAACCUACUCAGCAACUCUUUUUCCGAUUAUGACACUUCAACUACCCAAUAAUUAGUAACAAUUUACGAAACUACCCCACUCCAGCUUCUGUUCUGAUCUAAAACAACAAAUCCAUAAUUAUGACAAACGAAACGACGCAGUUUUAAGGUUAAUCUCUCUCAAACUCUGUCUACUAAAUGGGUCUUAGCCAAACCGCAAUCGUACUCGUCGCGGUUUUCGCGUUUUGUCUCGUAGCUGUAACGGCACAGCUCGCCUACGUUUUGUGGUGGAAACGUAGGUUUCGUCGUCGGAGUAUCGCCGGCUCAGAACUCGACGCUUUCUCCUCCCGCGGCGGUGACCCGACGGCUACACCACCGCCGUCGAAAGAGCUUCUUUACUUCUUCUUGUUCUGUCUCGAAAACAAACAAUUCCGAAUAGGAUCCGCCACAGCUCCGCCUCUCCCUGCAGCUGCUCCUCCGGUUAGUGACGUGGCGUCAAAGUGGUCAAUAAACGGAGAAAAUUUACUUUGCGGACCUUCGGAGACUUUGUUUACCAUCGCUGAAGACUAUACUAGUGAGUCUGAUCAUCGGACGGGUGAGAUUGAUCCACGUGGAAGCAUCUCUACUGAGGAUAAUGUAAAGGAUGAUGAAGUGAAAGAGGAGAUUGUCGCGACGGAUAUAAGCGACGACGAGGUUGACUUUAGUGAUUACAAUCACGACGGAACGACGCCGUUUUCUACUCCAUGUGCUUCGCCGCCGUUUUACACGCCGUCUCCUUCUCCGAUUCGUGAUGAUCUCUCUAGGACGGUAGGUGAGGAGCGUUUGUACCGCUGAGAUAGGUUUAGUUCUCCGAUUAACCGGGUAUUGACCCGGUCAAAGAUACGGUGUCAAUCAAGGAUGGGUUAACUAGUUUCCAUCAGGUUUGGUUUUUUUUUUUUUUUUUUUUUUUUUUUUUUG